This is a messenger RNA of Cinara cedri, 18744 nucleotides long. Lineage: Eukaryota; Metazoa; Arthropoda; Insecta; Hemiptera; Aphididae. The record is from the annotation of a GenBank genome assembly.
AUGAAAGCUUCGGUAGAUUUGUUUCUAUUCCUAUUCAAGUCCAAAUACCGACGAAAACGGACAACGGCCUUCGAUUUUGCUUUGGUGCUAUUGGUGCUCGUGUCCGUCUCGACAUCCGUUACUCAUUGUUCACUAGAUAGGUGCAAAGACAUUGAGUGCGGUAAUGGAAUUUGCCUGAACGGUACGUGCCAGUGUAACGAUGGAUGGCAAGGCCCUCAGUGCCAGUAUUGUGGCGGAAAAGUCAAGUGAGUGAUGGACGGAUCAUGUAUGUGUGUCAUGUACAUGACGAAUAUAUUAGAGGACCUCCACUGAUGUGACUAUAAAUCCUGUAUAUUCCCAUAGUCUGAAAAUGAAAGUCUAGAUUAGUCGUGCUUCAUUCUAGACACAAAACACAUUUUGUUCACCGUUUAUGCUGAAUUACAAUUCUCCUUACGAUUUAACAGAAUUUCUAACUAACACAUUUCUGUUAGAAGUUAAGUUAGGUCUAAAAAAUUGCUUCCUUCCUAGCUAGGUAUAGAUUGGAUAUUAUUAUUCUGUAUGACCUAAUUUGUUUUUAUCUGUAAGUCUAAAUGCAUGGCUCUUAAUAAUUGAUAUACUCCAUUCUACCUAUACUUCUAGUUUUCUUUUCAGCUCGAUUAUUAGUUAGAUAUUCUUUUCAAUUUGUAUUCAGUAUAAUUUUAUACCAUCAAACAUCAUAAUUUGAAUACAAAAAUUGUCUUCUCUUAUGUUUUUCCUUUACUUACACAUAGCAAAUACAUCCCAAAUAUAAAUUUUAAAUUGACUGUUAUUUAGUUUCAAUCAAUUUUAAGUUUAAGUAUAAUAUAUGAUGUAAAUAAAUUAUUUAUUCUAUAAAACAUGCACUUGGUUUAUUCAAUUCUACUCAUUGUUUUAAUAAAAUAUAAGAACUCACAAAUGGAUCAUUGCUAACAAAAUACCAUUCUGAGCUAAGUUUGGUUAAACAUGUUUUAAAAUUUUAUGAUUGUCAUCAAGUUUUGCACUUGAAACGUUUACCUAUAAGAAAAUUUAAAAUAUUAUAUUAGAUAAAUAUGCAUAUACAAUAUUUAUUGCUUACAAAUCAGAAUUUAUUUCAGAUUAAAUGGAACUUCAGGACAAAUUUCUGACGGUAUUGGUAACUACUCACUAGAUGUGAAAUGUAGUUGGCUAAUUGAAGCUGGAAAUUCUACCAAUUCUACGAUAAGACUGCAUUUUGAAGAGUUUAUUACAGAAUGUGGUUGGGAUCAUUUAUACAUAUAUGACGGUGACAGUGUUCACUCUCCACUUCUUGGUGUUUACAGGUAUUAAUUGUUUGUAUAAUUUUCUUGUCGAAAAAUAUACACUAUUAUUAUAAUAUUAUUUGAAUUUCUGUAUUAAUUUUAUUUUUUAGUGGUCUUAUGUACUCAAAUGAAUACUCACUACAAAGUAUACCAGAAAUAGUUGCUCAUUCUGGAUUUGCACUAUUACAUUUUUAUAGUGAUGUUGCUUAUAAUUUUUCCGGCUUCAAUAUUACUUACAGGUAUGUAAAAUUUGAUACGUUUAAGUAUAAAUAUACUAUAUAAUAAUACUUUAUACUAUAUAAUCAUAGUUUUAAAUUUAUUAUCUUAGAUUAUUAUUUUUUUGAUUUUGUAGUCUCAACAAAUUGUAUACAAGAUUAGUAUUAACUUCUUAAUGUUAAAAUCAAGUAUGCACUCUGGUUAAAUGACUUGUUGAACUGACCACUUGUUGCAUCCUCCCGUCUGUCAACAAAUUUGUAUUUAGCUUAUCAUUGUUAACUAAAUAAUAUUCUUAGUGGUAUAAUAUCUAUUGUAUAAAACUUGAAAAAAAAUUAUUUAUAGUUGAUUUUUGAUUAUUAGAAAUCAUUUUCAAAAAUUUUAUUUUAAUAGGUUUUCAUAAACUAAAUAUUAAUUUUAAAAACUCUAUCAAGUUCAGGAUAAACAAAUAUUAAUAAAAUUGCAUUGGGCUUAAACUAGGUACUAGCUUAUACCGAUUAGUAUUGUAAUCUGCCCAAUUGUCCAGGUUAUUUUGAAUGUUGCCCCGUGGUUUACACUACACCUGGAAAACCUGGGAAAUUUAGGGGAUUUAAAAUUGGUCAAGGAAGUUGGAGAAAGUCAAUGAUUUUUUAAUUUUUUCUGGAAAUUAAAAAAAAAAAAAUAUUUGCUUGCUAUUUUUGCCAUUUACAGUUUUAAGAAUCAUGGCAUAUCGAAAAUUAAAGUAGGUAGGUUACAAAAAAUAAUAUAAAUUUUAUCAAAAUUUCAAUAUUGAUUUUCAGAAAUUUAUACAGUCUACUAUUAUCAUGGUUAACCAGAUUAAUACCACUGACUAAAUAGGUUGAUUCUGCCGUUGACAUAUAACAUUUCAAUAAACUUGUGAAAAAAUGUUAUACCUGGUUACACAAUAUUUUAAUAUUUUCCUUUAAUAUUUAACUUCAGUUACUUGCAUAGUUACAUGUGUUAUCAUGUUUUGUGUAACAUUUAAUUUUAUCAGUAAUCAAUUUUAAUUGUUUUUAUGAGCAGUUAGUUAACUCUAUAACUGUUAAGUUUUUAUUCUAGACUUAAAUUUUGCUUUUCAUUAUUUUUAAUUUUCCAAAAAUGUCCAAAAAAAAAAAUAUUUAACGAUAAGUGGUGUGAUAUGAUAAAGUUCAAUUGUUGGCUUAAAUUAAAUAAGAAAUAAAGGAUAACCAUUAUUUCUGUUGUAUUUUAUUUUAUGAUGGACAUUUUUUUUUAUAUUUUAACUAAUAUUGUAAUUUGAUUUUAUUAUGGAAAAUUAAAAAUAUUGGCAUCAAAACAUAGAAAGUCAAGAAAUUUGUGAACUUAAAAAUUGUGGCAACCAUUUGCCUGAAACUGAUAUUUUCCAAUGCAAUAUUGUCUUACAAUAUUAUUCAUAUCAUUUUACUGAAUAGAUAUUUUAUCACUUAUAAAAAUGAAUUGAUUGUAAAUAUGAAGUACAUUUCUAAAAUUAUUAAUCAAUAAAAUAUGUUUCUUUUUACUAUAAAUAUUUAUGAUUAUAGAUAUAUCAUAUAUUAUGUAAGAACAUUAUAGAUAUGUACAAUUGUGAUUUGAACUUGGAAUAGGGUUUUGAUAGUAAUUUUAUUUAUUGCGUAUAUUGUAAUAGAUAAUUCUAAUUUAAAGUUUGGUUUGCUUUUGUAAAUACAUUUCAUUCUAUAAAAUAAGCUACAUAGAAAAGUUUAAUAUUAAAUUAAUAAUAAUAAUAACUCUAGUCAAUGAUCUUAUAUCCUACAUAUAUAUAAUAUUCUUAUUAAUUGGGCUUAACUUGUGUACAAUAUAAUAGAUGUAUAAAAUAUUUUAGUUUAAACACAUGUCCGAGUACAACUUCUUCCAAAGAAUGUUCAGGGAAUGGAAUUUGUAUUGACUCUGUAUGUACCUGUGAUGCUUUAUUUACUGGCGAAGCAUGCCAUAUUCCAAUAUGUCCGAACCAAUGUACAGCCAGUAAUGGAGUAUGUGAUCAGGAACAGCAUCGUUGUGUCUGCAACCCAAAAUACAAAGGUAAAUUAUAGGUUUUUUUUUUUUAUAUUGUAUUUAAUUCAAUGCUGGCAAUUUUCUUUUCUGUAGGUGACGAUUGUAGUCAAGUAGCUGAACACGGAUACUGGGAAGUACUAAAAACAAGUGAUUUUGUUCCUCAAGGAUCAGCGUCUCAUGCGGCAGUUGUUUGGCAGGAUUCAAUGUAUAUUGUUGGAGGAGAGUCUUUUAAAAAAGGACAUAUGUUAUAUGUUUACGAUUUUAAUGGUAAGUUAACAAAAGAUUUCCUAAUUCAAAAGACUAAAUGACCUUUUAAACAAAUAUUAAUAUUAGGUCAUGUAUGGGAAACUCCUCAUGUAAUAAGCAAAACAGCACCAACUAUACGAUAUGGCCAUUCUUCUGUUCUGUUUGGGGUGAAUAUUGUUUCGUAUAAAUAAUGAAUUUAAGAAUAUUAUUAUUAUUAUAUAGUAAAAUAAUAUAUUUUUUACUUUUUAGGAUAAAACAUAUGUUUAUGGAGGAGUAAAAGAAGAUGGUAUAGUUUGUAAUGAAUUGUGGGCUUAUGACAUAAGUGCCAAGUCCUGGGAAAAUGUCACAGUCAAUACAGGUACAUGUGAACGUAAUCAUAUGAAUAUCGGUUUUACAAAUCAAGCUUUGUGCGGGCCAUUACGUAGUGCUGGGCAUACUGCAACAUUAGUACCACCUUCAUUAGUGUUAACUGGAUCUGGACCUGGUCCAAAAUAUGUGACAGAACGAAUGAUUAUUAUAUUUGGACAUUCUCCGACAUACGGAUUUUUAAAUUUUGUUCAAGAAUAUUAUUUUGGUAUGGGAUCAGCUAUGUAAUAUAAUUUAUAAUGUUCAUUAAGUUAAAAAAUUAAAUAUUAUAAUUUUUUCUGCAGGUACUAGAGAAUGGGCAAUUGUAAAAACAAAGGGGUUUCCUGUAAAAGGUGGAUAUGGUCACAGUGCUGCUUGGGAUCCUGUGACUGAACGUAUUCUUGUUUACGGUGGUUAUGUGUCAAUGAGCCCUCUACAAUCAGCUUUAUCUUCAAAACUAUAUGCCUAUGAUCCAUAUUCUAAUACAUGGUAAUUGUAUUAAACAAAUGAAAAUUAUUCAUGUUAUUGGUUGAAGAUAUUUUUAAUUAACUACUAGUAUUAGGAUAAGUUCAAAUAAUUUUGUAGAUUUUUUUAAUAGUUUAUUGUUUUAUAUUUGUUUAAGAGGAAAUGACUAAGUUCAUACUAUUUAAUAUUUAUCAUUAAAGCAUUAAAAACAUUAAAAUUAUUGGUACUUGUUAGUUAUUGACCCAGUAAUAAAUUUAUCGUCCCACCUCUCUUGUUUUGAUAUUGCCCCGCCAAACAGUAUUAAAUAAAUAAAUACAGAAAAUAAAAGUAUAAAUAAUAAAUUUAUUCUUAAAAAUGGGAUCCCAAAAUAUAAUACCACAUCUAUAUCAUAUAAUUUUAUUGAUCUGAGCACAGGCGCACACACCUAAAAUAUUCAGUGGUUGUGUGAUUCUGCUAAAUAAGGAACUAAAAAGUGCUGUGGGAAUCAAAAGAAAUUUUUGGGAAACAUAUUUGGUAGAAUUUAUGUGGAGAAGAAGAUGCGUUUGAAACUAUAUUAAAAGAUAUUUCUGAGUUUUAGCCUCCAUUCUAGUUUAUAAUAAUUAUGAUAUAUUUUUUAAAUUUUACUUACAUACAAUAUAAUUUUAAUAGUUUUUAAUUGUUUACUAUUAUAAUAAAGAAUUUAUUUAAUUAUUAUUUAUUUAUAUGUUUGGUGGGGCUAUAUCAAACAAGUAUCAAAUUAUUAGUAUGAAGUUUGUAAAUAAAAUAUCAUUUUUUCUUAUAUGUUGGUAAAAGUAAAUUUAAUUUAAUUAAAAAAAAAAAAAACUAACUUAGAUUUAGACAUUCAAAUAAUUCUAGAACAUAUUUUAAUUAUUUAAUGAUAAAAUAAUUUAGACACAUUUUAGUUCUUCAAGUUUUAAAUCAGUUUUUAUCAGACAUGUAAAUUUUUUUUAUAGGUAUUUAAUGAGUAAUGGUCCUAGUGGUAGGUUUUUACACAGUGGUUCAAUGCUGAGUUCAUCUGGUGGCUUAAUGUUGAUAUAUGGUGGAAACAUACACAACGAUACCGGAGUAAAUUUUGUAUCAAAUUGGUCUGGUGGCCAUUGUUAUACUGCACAACCAUUACUGUAUGACACUUAUUGUGAUUCUUGGACGCACAUGGCAUUGCCUUCAAAUUUGUUCACUAGUCUCAUGAGAUCUGGACAUUCUGCCAUAACAUUUGAAAAGUCAACAUAUAUUUACGGUGGUUUUAAUGGCCAAAUGUUAAAUGAUAUACUAAAGUAAAAACAAUUUAUUUUUCAUUAUCUUUUCACUGUAAUCUUACAGUGGUUUUUAUAUUUAGAUUUUCUCCUGGAAAUUGUUCAUCAAAUAAUAUGAUGACUAAUUGUUUAAAUAGUCAUCAUUUUGGUGUUAAAUGCAUUUGGGAUAUUAAAAAAGCUAUAUGUAUACCAUUUUCUGAAAUCGGACCCAGUAACGAUAUAGAAGCAACAUACAAGUAAUAUUUUUGAUCAACUAAAAAUAUAUAGUGCAAUACAUUAAAUAUGAUUUAAAUUCCAAAAAAAAAAAAUAUAUAUAUAGCCGUUGUCUAGAGGAAAGUAAGUCUCAAGUCAGAGGAAUAUAUUUACAGUGCAGUCAUCAAACUACCUGUGAAUCAUGUGUUCAUACUCAUCGUUGCGGCUGGUGCCCUUUGUUAAACAUCUGUGUUCAUGGUAAUGAACAAUGCACCGCGAUGAACAGAGAUGAUAUUCCAUACCACAGUGACCGUGUAAGUACAUAUUGCUAUAUCAUGUGUAUCAUCAAACUAAUGCACUAUAUUUUUAUUUUUGGGCUUAGCCUCAUUAAAUGUAUUUUUAAUUUUGGACUUAGCCACAUUAAACAUAAGCUAAAAUAAUAUCAGGUAUUCUGUAGGUUAUAUAUUAUAAUAAAAUAAUAAAUAGCAAUAUUUACAAUGUGGUCAAUCCUCAAUGAGCCACACAUUUUUUGAAAUUUUUUUUAAUAAAACUUAUUAUUAAAUAAGUUUUAAAAACUAUUUUGCACUAGAAAAUUAUUAGACACUUUUAAAGACACAUUUAAAAUUGUUUAAAAUUAACUAAUGAGAAUGUUAAUAUUUUGUUUCCAGCCAAUAACAUCUGGUGAUCAAUGUACAAAUGAAAAUACUGAUAAUAUGCGGUGUAGUUACCUUCACUCUUGUCAAUCUUGCCUUACUCACACAGGAUGUUAUUGGAAUACAAAUUCUGAAAUAUCCGUGUGCGCACCAAUUACAAAUUCAACUAUAUCAUAUGAUAAUAAAGUUAGUAUUUUUUUUUAAUCCAUAAACAUUUAAAACAAAAAUAUUAAUUGUUAGAUAAUCUGUUCUAGUCGCCUGAUGUAUGUGAAAGCGCUUGCGAUCAUUAUACAGAGUGCACGAAUUGUACAAAAGACGAAUGCAUUUGGUGCCAAAACAAUGAACGGUGUAUUGACAAAAAUGCUUACACAUCUUCAUUCCCUUAUGGUCAAUGCAGAGAAUGGACAACAGAUGAGCAUCGUUGUCGAGCUUCACCUGGUAAGUAAUCAAAUUUCAUUACUGAUUGUUGUCAAAAUUAUUUGUCCGAAAAAAAUAUACAAAUUUUAAGCUCUAAGAGCUUCUUAAGAUAAUUUUUUUUGUCCUCCUUUAACCUAUAACCUUCUAUAAUAAAGUUUCUAAUUUAAAAUACAUUAGUUUUGCAUUGUUUAUAUAAUGCAUUUGAUAAUCAAAUAUGAGUCAUUUUAUAUUAACUAUUAAUAUUAAUGUAUUAAUAUAAUAUUAUUAUAAAUUUAAAUUAUUAAAUUUACCAUAAUUAAAGUUGUUGUAUGCUUUAUUUUAAUAACAUAUUUACUACAUCAACUGACAACUGGAUCAUAACAUGUAGUUACAUAAAUUUAAUUUAUCAAGAGUAAAAACUAUAAUUAACUUUUUUAUUCUUUUCAAUUGUUUACAUUUAAAAAUUGUUUAGGUAUUGAACAUAGUGAAUUUCCAGUUAUAAUGUAAAGUCAUAAAAUUAUUUUACCAAAAUAAUAAUAUUUUCAUAAGGAAUAAAUUUUUUUUAAAAAACUUACUAGAUCAUAAAUUUCAAUAAAAUACACGGAAAUAGAACGAACAUCAAGUACUAUCAAUAAAACAAAAUAUUGUUUGACGUACAGUAAGGAAGUGUUUUCCACUUUUGCUGUCAGUUAAACUAAGAAAAAAAUAUAAAAGGUUUGCCGUUUAUCGGGAAUGUUCCAAAUAUAAUCUAUGUUUAUUGAGUUUAUAGGAAAAUAAGCAGGUACAGCCCAUGCAUUUAUAACUACGUAUAUUCAAUAUUUCAGUAUAUCACAGAUUAAAUGAAACCAGAUUGUGCAUUCUAUGAAUAUCGAGAAAAAAAAAUAAAUUACUAAGUUUUUACUCUUGAUAAAUCUAAUUUAUGUAACCACAUGUCGCCCAGUUUUCAGUUGAUGUAGUAAAUAUGUUAUUAAAAUAAAACAUAAAAUAACUUUAAUCAUUGUAAACUUAAUAACUUCAAUUUUUUUAUAAAAAGUGUUUUUGUUUUUCCAAUUUAAGUCAUCUAAAUUGUGUUCCGAGCAUUCCUCGACAAGGUAUUACAUUGCCUGAGCCAUUCAUUCUACCUCGCAUGAUUUUAUGUUUGUUAGGUUCCACUUUUUCAUUAGGUAAUUAGACCUUCCUUACCUAUAAUGAAAGCAGUUAAGUCUCGAUCACGCUCUCCUUGGAAUCUUAAGACCUGGUUCCUCUUCAAGUUUGUUGUUAUGAGGUCUUUACAUAUUCCAUUUUUUUUUUAUUAUUCCUUAAUGGUAUGUUGUAUGCUAGUAUUAUUCGGCCAGCCAGGAUUCCAUGAUUUCAGUCUCAUUGAUAUCAUUAUAAAUUGGUAUAUUAGGUUUUGAUGUAUUUCCCAUUCCCUCCUAAGGAAAUCUGCUCGUCUGAUAUAUGAUAGUUGAUAUAGUAUGACCCAUAAUCAAUGAUCAAACAAUUUUCAAAGAUGCGCCAUUCUCAAAUCAUAGAUUUUCAGGAUAUUUUAACCAAAUUUAAGAAAACUGAAAAAAUGUAUAAAUAACAGAAAGAAAGUGGUAUUUAAUGCUUGAUAAACUUUUUUUUUUCCCAUAUAAAGUAUCCUCUUGAUAAUUUCCAUGCAAGAAAAAUAUUAUAAGUCAAUUCUUUAUGCUUUAUCCAAUAAAAAUUCAGAAUAAACUAAAUAAAUAAAAUAAAAUGUAUAUUAAAUUGAAAACUUUACCUCGUUAUAGGAAAAUGAAAAAAUUGUCUGGGCUAGGAAGCCUAACAUUUUUAUUUUUUUUCGAACAAAGUUAGGGGGGUCAAAAAUCACCCAUCACCUAAUUAAGAACCACCCUAAUAUAAUAUUAAUAAAACAGUUGAUAUAUUUUCAGGACACUCUCAGUGUAGUUACUUUAAGACUUGUGUAAAUUGUCGAGAUGAUCCUGAGUGUGGUUGGUGUGACGACGGGUCGGGUACUGGUUUGGGUUCAUGUAUGGCAGGAGGUAAUACACCCCCCCAGUCAUGUUCUAACAAUAAAUGGUAUUUUACACAUUGUCCGAGUAAGUAUAUAUUAUAUUUUUUUUAAUUAUUAAGUUUCUCCAUUUGUUGUAACUAAGUUUUAUAAUUUUUAUCAAAAUAAAUUACUGUAAAGGAAUAAUCCGUUUCACUUGAUAGAUUUGAUUUUUUUGAAUCCAAACUGUAUAAUAUUUAAAAACUUUUAUUAUACCUUUAAUUUUUGUUUUUUUUUUUGUAAUUUUUAUGUGGCGUAAAUAAAUUAUUAUUAAAAUUUAUUAAACAACCAUAUAAUACAAUAAAAGUAGGAAACAUUUUUGGUCAUUUUAAGAUAUUUAAUGUUUAUUUAAUAACAUGUAAAUGUGUGUGGGAAUAUCCUAUUUUUUUUUAAUAGUUUUCUCUAGACAAAAAACAAAAACUGUUACUAUCACUUUCUUUAAAGAUAUUACAAUUUAUUUUAUUAUAAAAAAAAAAUCCAUUUGGACCAUUUUUAUGAAUUAAAUUAAUUAAUAGAAUACUAUCAAAACAAUAUGUAAUCAUUAUUACAAUAAAUGGAACUUGUAUGAUAAUAGUUUAUUAAUUGGGUAUUUUUUCAAUUAUAUUUAACAAGCAUUUGUUUGAUAAUUACAUAGCUUGUCAGUGCAAUGGCCACAGCACUUGUAUGAAUAAUACUGAUGUGUGUAUACACCCAUGUUUAAAUAACACUGAAGGCCAAAACUGCGAGACUUGUAUCAAGGGAUUUUAUGGAACUCCGGUCAACGGUGGCGAAUGUAAAGGUAAUAUAAUAUGUUUACAAAUAAUUUUGUUAUAUUAAUAUUAUGAAUUCUUGUGAGAUUAACUGUAACUUAUUUUUUUUUUAUAGAAUGCCGGUGUAACAACCAAGGGAAUCAGUGUAAUCCAGAAAAUGGCAAAUGCUAUUGUACCACAAAAGGAAUAAUUGGAGACAAUUGUGAAAAAUGUGAUACUAACAACCAUUAUCUAGGAGAUCCAUCCAAUCACGGUUCCUGUUUUUGUAAGUAUAACUUUCACUAACAUUCUAAUAGACCAUAAUCCUGAAAAUUAGAAAAGUUUAUUCAUAUAUAGGUAUUUUACUUUUAAAUAUAAUAAAUAAAUAUAUAAAUAAACAAUUUAUACAUAAAAAUAAAAAAUAAAUUAAUGAUUGAAUGCGUCGCCUGGAGUAUUAUGAUAAGUUUAUUAUUACAACCAUUUUCGAAUUAAAAAUUCAUCAUCAAGUAUAUCACAGUCAAAAUGUAAAAUGUGACUGAAUAUAAAAAAUUAGAUGAAGGAAUACAUAGAACAUUUUUUAUAAAUUGGUCAUUUUACAAGAAAUAUUAAUUUUAAUAGGAGAGAUUAUUUAAAAUGGGAUAUUAUUAGUUAUAAAUAUGAUAAGAAAUAUAAAUUAUUUGGUUAUCAUUUAUUAUUUAAAAUAUUAUUAAAAUUAUUUUAUUUUAUUUCAUUGUAUAUAUGUAAUUCUCCUAAAAGUGAAUUAAUGUAUAUGUUAUUUUGGGUAUUUAAUAUCUCUAAAUCUGUAUUAAUAUCAAAACUUAUAUUAUGGUUAUUUUCUAAAACAUGUUUAUCAAAAUUUGAAUUAGGGGCAGUCAUUUUUAGUUUUAUUUCAGAAAUGUGUUCAUUAUAUUUUUUUUUUAAAUUUCUAUUUGUCUUACCUAUAUAAAAUUGAUUACAAGUUUAUAAUAUAUAUACCAGCAUUUUUUUAAAAAGGAGGAAUUUUUGUGAAGUUUUUAUGCUCAAUUAAAUUAUUAUUAGUCUUAAAAGCGAUUUUUACAUUAUUUGUAUUAUUGUUCAGAAAAUUAGUGAAUUUGUUAGACAUAUUAUUUUGAUAUUUCAUACUAAAAUAGUUAACAAUAUUAUUUGGUGAGUAGUGUAUUUUUUUUUCUUUAAUAAGUUUAUGAAUUUUUUUAAUAUUAUUUAAAUUGAAAUUAUUUCAAUGAGCUAUAUUAACGAUAAUAUUGAGCUUGUGUUGAUUAUUAUGUUUAUUUAAUGGAAUAUGUUCAAGCUUAUGUAAUAUUGAAUUAAAUAAUGAUUUUUUUUAGAAUAAGGGUGAUUAGAAUCAUGUGUGGUAUUAUAGCAUCAGUUUGUGUUGUUUUCUCUGUAAAUACUAAAAUCAAAUUUAUUGUUGAUUAUGUAAACUGUAAGUUCUAAGAAAUUUUCUUUAUUAUUCAUUUGUGUUUCAAGUGUAAAUUGAAUGUUAUUAAUUAUUUUGUUUAAGUAGUUAACUAAAUAUUUUGCUUGUCUAUUUGAACCUCUAAAUAAAAUGAACAUGUCAUUAACAUAUCUAUAAUAUGCUUUUAUGGACUGUAUAUUUUAUUCUUAAUAAUAUUAUUGGUUUCAUAAUUUUGCGUGUCAAUUUCAGAUAUAAGAGCACUUAAAAGACUAACCCAUCUUUUUGUAAAUUUAAUUUAUUAUUAUAUUGGAAAUAGUUUUGAUUAUUAAUUACAUUUAUUGAUUGAAUAGUUUAUUUUGUAUUAAAUUUAUUACUAUUUAUAGUUAUAGGUUUAUUUUUUAAAAAAUGUACUGUUCCGUGUUUAGGAAUGGAUGUAUAAAUAUUUUUAACAUCAAGAGAAAUCAUUUUAUACCCUGGCUCAAUAUUAACUUUAUUAAUUUUAUCAAAAAAAUCAUAAGUGUUUUUUUAUAAAAGUAUUAGUAUUCAUGUUUACUACUCUAGGCAGCACGUUCAUUUAUUUUUUAAUUUGUAUGUAUACAUUUUUAAUAAUAUAUUUGUUUAGUAUAUUUAUUUACUUUUACCAUUUUAAUAAUUUUGUUUUAAUUUAAUUAUUUUAUCAUUUAUUAUACUUUUAUUUAUCUUUGUUGAUAACUCAGGUUGUGAAUUUAAUAAAUGCUUAAUCAUUUAAUUCCCUAAAAAAUUGUGAAAUUUGUGCAUAAAAUGGCUGGGCAAUUUGGCAUGAGGGUGGACUACUGUUAUAGGUGAGAAGUUAGGUAGGUAGUAGAGGGUAAAUUUAAUGUAUAUCUGUAAUCAACAAUAAGCUAUUACUUACGGAAAAAUGAUUCUGAAUGGAGUUCAGUUGAAAGUGUUGCUUUGUUAACAAUAUAUAUGUCAUUUUAUGGUACAAUAGUUACAUAGGCAUUAUAUUAUAUUUUCUUUAAUAAUAUUUGUUUAAUAUUGUACCUAUUUUCCUAUGUUUUUUCCAAUUUGUUUUGAGAAAACUCCUUGGAAAAUUGAAAAAUUACCCUUUUCUGGAAAAUCUGAUAAAGGAGGUACUUUACCUCCUUUAUCAGAUUUUCUUUAAAAAAAAAUUGCUAUCAUUGUAAAUCUGUGCGAGAUAUCUGGUAGAAAAGUUAUCCACAGAAAAAAUAAAUGUCUUUAUAAAACCAUAAUUUCUUUGAUCCGCUCAGAAUCUACAAUAGUAGGGGUAAAGGUUGAAAGUUAAAAUUCCCAAAAGGCUUAUCCUUGAAAUUAAAUGUAAUACAUAUGCUGUUCAAUGAUUUUUUUUUUUUAGUUUGUUUUAUAUUUUUUAAUGCAUAAAAUUCACAGACAUACUUAUUACUAACAUAAUAGAUGUUAGUUUUUACUAGUAUUUACUGGAAUUCAAUUUGGUAGUCGAGUCUACUACAUUAAACCAUAGCCAUUAAUGUUUAUGUAAUAUUCAAAAGUAUAGAUCACUACUUUUAGAUUUUUCAAAAAUUGUAUGGAAAUAAUUUUUAAUUCUUUAAUUUCUUUUUGCCUUGAUAUUAAAUCAAAAUUAAUUGUAUUGAUGCUUUAGUAAUAAUUUUAUUUAGACUGAACAUUUUUAAAAUAUAUAUUUAUUAAUUAUAUACUUUUUUAGAUGCAUAAUUAAGAAUUUAGUUAAUGAGAUAAUAUAAUAAAUUAGCUUUGAUAAUAUCAGUAGUAGUAUUAGUAUUUGAGAUGUAAGAAAGCAGUAUGUCCUUUGUCUUGUCGUCUACCAGAUUUUAUCAACUACUUUAUCUCAAAAAUGUGCUAUUAUUAUUUUUUUUUUAUGCAGAUGAUCUGACUAUAGACUAUCAAUUCACAUUCAACCUAUCAAAAAAAGAUGAUUUGAGAUUCACCCAAAUAAAUUUCCAGAAUUCACCUUCAAAGUCGGAUGUAGAUGCUGAUUUUACUAUCACCUGUUCAGUGAUGGCCAAAAUGAACAUUACCGUAAAACCAGGUAUAUAAUGCACAUAUUAUGUAAACAUAUAAAUGUGUGUUAGUAUUUGCCUGUACAAUAUGUUUUGUGUUAUUGUAUGUAUAGCAUAUGGACAAGAAAAGAUGUUGUUGCCAUUGCAAAACUGCACAAACUUCAAGACCAAGUUUUUGAAAUCUGAAUAUAUGUUUGGCACUGACAGCAAUAUCUCCCUAACCACGUUUUAUGUUUAUGUUUAUGAUUUCAAGCCCCCACUUUGGAUACAGAUAUCAUUUUCUCAAUAUCCAAAAUUGAAUCUCCAACAAUUUUUCAUCACAUUCUCAUCGUAAGUAAUCACUUUCAGCAUUUUUUUUUUUUUUUUUGUUGUUUUUAUUGCAUUUAAAAUAUUAUUGAAUACAAUUACUAAAAAUAUGGUUUUGAAAAUAAUAUAUUUUGUGCUCACUUAAACCUUUAUAAAGACCUAUCAUUAUAAAAAUUAUAUUAUGGUUAUAAGGUUUAUUUGAUGUUAUUUAAAAAAUAUAUACAUAAUAUAUUCAAUAAUACGGAAUAAUAAUGGUUUGUAGAAUAUAAAAUACAAACAUGAUUAUUAUGCCAAUUAUAAAAAAAAAAAAAUUUAUAUUUAUCUUGUAGUAUUUAAGAGAAUAAUUUCCAAUAAUAAAUAAUUUUUUUUUAAGAAAAUUGUACACUUUGAAUAUAUUAUCUUUGUUAUUACAAAUUAGUUUUAUACAUUGUAUAAAUUAUAUUCAUGUUAAAUAUCACUAGCUGUACUGAAAACAUAUUUUGAAAAAUAAUCAAUUCAUCUGUAGAUAUUGAAAAUCAAUGUAAUUAUUUUUAAAUGAGGGUGGAUCCAAUAUUAUAAAUUAUCAUAUUUUAGAAUUUAUUGAUGUAUUUAUUCAGUAAUACCUCACUGCUAAUCAAAUUAUGAUUUUUUUUUAUAUUAUAGGCCAUAAAUAAAAAAGAUUUCAAAAACAUAUAGAGUAAUAUACGGGGUGAUCAAUCUAUUAUAAGACACUUAUUAUUUAGGAAAGUAUUAAUUUUUUCUGGAAUUUAUUUUCUAGAACAUUUUUUAAGAAAAAAGCUGCUCUACAAUUUUAUAUUUAUGUUAUUUUUUGUUACUUUUAUUUUUAGGGGUAAAACCACUACUUACUUUUGAUUUUCAAAUGGCAACCUUUAUAAAAAAUUCCAUAAAUAAAAAAAGUAUUAGUUAAAAUAAAUUUUGGCGUUGAAAUUUUUGAUUUCCGUUCAUCCGUUGACGAGAUAUUCCACUUUUAAACUUGGAUAGGAGGAGAGUAGUGGUGCAUUGCUAACCGUAUCGCCACACAAAUGAUACUCCACUACUCUCCUUCAAUCCAAACUUAAAAGUGGAAUAUCUUGCCAAUGGACUGACAGAAAUCAAAAAUUUCAACACUAAAAUUAGUUUUAAAUAAUAAUAAUAUAGUUUGCUCUUUUAAAAUUAAAAGUACAUAGUGGUUUUACUCCCAAAAAUAAGGGUGACAAAAAAUAACAUAAAUAUGAAAUUGUAGAGCAGCUUGUUUCUUAAAUAUUCUAGAAUAUCAGUGGUUCUCAACCUUUUUUGUAUGACAAAACACUUAUUUUGAUCCAUAAAAAUCAUGACACACUUAAAACAAUUAAUGAAACACACAACACUCAUGGUAAUUACGACUGAGGCCAUGCUUAUUUUCUUAUAAAUAAACAACUUUUUUGGCAACACACAUCACAGUUACACAGUUACACGCUACACACUGGUUGAAACCACUCUCUUUUAAAAAACAAACUCUGGAAAAAGUGAAUACUUUCUAUGAUAACGAGUGUCUUAUUAUGGAUUGAUCACCCAGUACACUGGACAACGCUGACAAUGAAAAACAAUUAAAACCUAUUGAAAACAAAUUUUUAUGUCUUUAAGGCGGCAAUACAUAGAGAAUCUCUUAGAUAUAUAAUAUUUUUAUUUUUAUUAUUUCAAUAGGUUAUUUAUCUUCCCAAAAGAAUUUUCCAUAAGAUAAUAUCAUUAUAAAAUUAGUUUUUUGCUCUACUUAAAAUCAAUAAUAGAAUAGUAACAUUAAUUUUAUGAUCUAAAAAUCAAUUUUGUUUAAAUCAAUCACUAAAUAAACAAUAUGAUAAGAUUAUAAGUUAUAAAGUUGAUUAAUUAUAAUAAAUUAACAUGUAUAAUUUUAAAGUUUUAGAUAUUGGUGAAUAUUUAAUUAACAACAUCUUAUACAAUUUAGCUAAAAAUAUCAUUUGAGUAUUAAUUUGAAAUGCCAUUUAAGAUACUUAAAAUUUGAUCAUAUUAUUUAGUAUAAUCAUUAAAAUAAUAAAAUAUGUAUUUGCUGCCUUUCACUUCAAUUUCGUAAUAAGUUACAAAUUGUGUAAAAAUUGAAUCAUUUCUAGCCAACUGUUUUUUUUAAUUAAAUUUAAAUAUGUUUAUUUUUAUUAAUUAAUAUGAUGGCAUACAAAUAGAAUAAUUAUGAUUUAAGAAUAUACCACAAAAUAUCACUUUUUCUGACCAUCUGAUUAUUUUUAUACUUAAGCAUGACACUAAUUUCAAACUUAGAUUCUUCUUUUUUUUUCAGGGCCUCACAAGGAAUGUACUCUUCUUCUACUACAUUAUCUACUAUCACAUAACCAACAUAAUUAUGAUUUUUUUAUUUCUUAUUAAUUGUUUAUUUACAUUAAGAACUAAAUUAACCAUCACAAAAUAGUUUAAUAACAUAUUAUAGUUUUCUUAUUCUUAACAAUUUGUCUUCUCUUCUUGCUUAAUAACUUUUACUUUUUACAUUUAAAAUUGUCAAUUUUUCUUCUUGUACAUUCCACUAUUGAAAAUGAUUUGAAUAAACUUUCAUUUUAUUAUUUUUUUUUAAUUUUAGACAACAGUAUUGAUUUUACUAUGAUAUUUACUUUUUUUUUUAUGUGAACAACUUUUCUCCUAGAAAUUUUGCUCAAAUUUUCAAAUGUAGCACUUUUUUCAAAAGAGGUCAUUUUUUGAUUAUGCCAGGAGUUUUCAUAAUAAAUGUAGAAAAACUUUGGAAAAUCAAAAAAAAUUAUGAAAUAUAUUAUUUUAAAGUCGUAAAUAUUAAGACCUUUUCAAAAUAUAUAUAAGUGAACUCUACUCAAAGCUUUUUUCAUUUAAUUGAAUCUUGAUUAAUCUUUGCGUACAGAUAUAUAUUAAAUUUCUUCACCUUUUCAACUUCUCACUUAGAAUAGUGGCCCACUCAUCAUGUAAAGUAUAUCCGUUUUUUUUUUAUACAUACUUCCUCCACUAUUGACAAUAGCAUAAUUUAAGUAACAAACAUCAUAUCUGUUUAAUGAUCAAUUACUGCUGUGUUCAUAACUUACUUAAUUAAAUAGGUUAAACCAGAAUAUAUACGUAAUUACUUAUUUAUUCAAUAAUAAAAGCAUUAUCUCCAAAAACCAUUCAUAGUAAAUUCUAAAACUUAAAACAUUUAAUUACUAUACAAUUUAAUAUCUCAGUUUUCUGCAUCAGAAGAUAUUAUAGUUUUGAUACCUAAUUUACAGCUUAACAAAAUGUUUAUAUUUUUAUAUUACUCUUGGAAAUGUUAUUAAUUAACUUUAUAACUUUAAAUACUAACCAUACUUAUAAGCUAUUCAACUUUAUACUAAACUUAUUUAUUAUUGUUAUACAUAAUUGAGUGUUCAUAGUUUUAAUAAAUAUUGUAAAAUUGAAUUAUUCUACCGAUGUAUGUUGGUUAAACUUUGGGUUAUUCAUCCUGCCUUUAUAUUUAAAUUAUUUAGACAUUUUUUGUAUAAUGACAACUAUCAAUUAAUUAAUUCAAAUUUAAUACAAAUCAAUCAUACAAUUAUAUUUUGAUGAUAAAUUUAAGAACAAUAAUCAAAAUUAUAUAGACCAAAAUCAUAUUCUAUAUAAAAAAGAAAAACUUUUGUGCCCGAACCCCACAAAUCAGUUAGUUUUUAGUUAUAUUGGACUAAACAACUUAUUUUUCAUAUUUGAUUAAAUUAAAUUUAGCAACCAUACAUCAUACAAUUCAACUUAUGAAUGGACUAAGCGAACUAUACUUAAUACUUACUAUAUGAUAACAUCUAAACUGUAAUUCCAUUAUCAAUAUUUUUAAGAGUAAACAGGAUUAAAAUUAUGGAGAAUGGAGUGAGAUUAGUCUGAUUUGGUACUCAAAGUCUCAUACAAUAGUGAUGAUAGAAAUGAAAAAAAUGCAUGGUUCAUACAUCAUCAUACUUAAUAUUAUAUAUAUAUAUAUAUAUUUUUUUUAAAAAGAAUGAUCAUUUGUGUUAAGUCAUAAUAGUACAAAAUAUGAUUUUAAGACAUAUCAAUUGUCUAGUAUUUAAAAAAAACCUAAUGUUUCUCCCUAGUUUUAUAUCAAAUCUAAUGACUUCAGAUAAAAAUUUAAAGUGAGAUUGGAAGAUAUGAUUGAAAGCAACAUUUUUAUGUAACAUUAAUAUUUGUCCUUGAUUUAUAAUUAGAGAAACAAAACUUUAUAUUUUUAGUGGAGCUAUAGUAAUAUAGAAGAGAAUAAUAAGAAUACUUGAAAACCACCAUAAUAAUAAUUAAAAUACAAGUUCUUUAAAUCAAGAUACCAUCUUUAAAAUUUGUUGAAUGACAGAUUAAUUAUUGAAAUUUAUUAUUUAUAAUAUUUUGGCAAAUUAUGUUGUGUUGUUACAGAUGCUUUUUGUUACUGUUAUUGGUGGCUGCUAUUUUAUGGAAAAUAAAACAAAAAUAUGAUACAUUUCGAAGGAGACAGGUAGAUUAUUUUGUAAUUUAUAAUAGUGCUUGAAAGUGAGAUUUGUUUGUUAUAUACUUAUUGGUAAAAUCUAUUUUGAAUUUUUAAAAUCAGAGCAUUAUCCCAGAAUGAAAUCAAGUUUAUUGUUUUAAUAUUUUUGUUUGUGUAGCGAAUGUUUGUAGAAAUGGAACAGAUGGCCAGUAGACCGUUUUCUGUGGUGGAAGUAGAAAUUGAAAAACGCAACACCGUCCAUGGUAACCAGAUACCAACCAUUUCUGUUUCAAACAACUUGAGAAAACGCAAAAUCGUGAGUAUGCCACAUACUAAUUGUUAUUGGUUGAAAUUCAUGUAUCAUAAAUUAAUUAUUAAAUUCUCCAAAUUACUGUAAGGUAUGAUGAAAAUAUUAUUAUCUAAUAAUCAUAUGUUCAUAGGAUGUACCGAAUCCUGUGGCAUUAGAGCCAUGUGCUGGUAACAAAGCAGCUGUGCUCACAUUGUUGGUUCGACAGCCAACCGGUAACGAUAGGUUCACGCCACAUGAUAAUUCAGGUAUAUGAGUAUAUUAAUAUGCAUCUUUUCUUUUUCAACAACUUUUUUUUCCCAAUAUCACGAGAAGGACAUCUGAUAAAAUAAAAUUCUGGACGCCCUUAUAUAUAUUAUGUAUUUAAAUUUUUUAUAUUAUUUUAUACAUUACAUGACUUUUUAUUUGUUGAUUUUCGUCAGGUCUAGCGAUAGCGUCAGCCCUGGUUGUGAUCGGCAAUAUUCAGCAGACCAAGACAAACGGAAUUGAAAUUGGCACAUCUCCAAUGCGCGGUAAAGAAGACAUUCGCUGGACUGGCAGAGGUCUGAAAGCCAGUCAACAUCCAAGCGAAGCACGCAUUUAA